AUGUAUCCGCCCCAAACAUCCUCAGCCUCUGCCUCUGUAACAGAGGACGUGACGGGGUGGAUUGAGGAGAACCUCAAAGUAUUCCUUCCACCGCCCGACAAUUAUCCCCAGUCGAGGUCAGCAGUCUCUCCACUCCCGUCACCGUACAUGGUGUUGGCAAAGAACUGCUUCCACCUCAGAGGCGCCGAUGGUUUGCCCAGAAUGAUCUUUCGAGCGCGACCGUAUAGUCAUGCUCCAUGGAGCUCCGAACUCCUCCCUGUCCCGGGUUUUGCCUCUGCAACAGCCCGGCCGCGAGCACGCUUGGCCUGCCGCCUGACAGCAUCCCUUACUGCCGGUGUCCACCACCGGUAUCGGGGGUUGCCGCCGGGAACCACACCAGAGGACCUUCAACCACAGCUACGAGCCGCCGCAUCGGCGAUUGAGGCGAACAUGGUCCACUCGGACUCCAUGUCCCCCUCCUCCCGCCGGGACCUGGGGGGGAAAACUCUCCCGAGGUGUGAGUGGAAAGUCCGUCCUUGA
Molecule: messenger RNA, 519 nt
Organism: Knipowitschia caucasica
Lineage: Eukaryota; Metazoa; Chordata; Actinopteri; Gobiiformes; Gobiidae
Source: the annotation of a GenBank genome assembly